This is a messenger RNA of Vitrella brassicaformis, 3712 nucleotides long. Lineage: Eukaryota; Vitrellaceae. The record is from the annotation of a GenBank genome assembly.
GAACUGAGUUACUUAGUGACCCCCCAUCGCAGCCAUGCAGCAGCAAGACGCCGCCCCAAAGGAGGAUCUCCUCACCAUUCAGAAAACAGAAGAGGUGAACGAGCCGCACGCACCUUCCAGCCCCUUCACUGUGCAGGUGGGGCUCGUUGUCUGUGUGACACUAUUAUUCGUGUGCUGCAGCUGUCAGAGUUCAAGAGGAACGAGCGUGAUGGCUUCCUGCUGAUGCGGGGCGACUCGCCCCUGAUGGUCAUGCAGAUCGGUCACAAAUACGAAGGGGUGAGGGGUGAGGGGGAGGGGGAGGGAGGGUGUCUAUGUGUGUGUGCUCGUGCGUUGUGCAUAUGUGUGUGCAGGAUGCGGCAUUGGAGAGGAACUACGUGGCCGAGGACAAGUUCAUCAUCCCCGUGGGCUACAAGGCCGUCAGCAAGUGGGGUGAGGACGAAAUCAUCUUCAUGACGCGCGAAGGACGGGACGGACCGGAAUACCAGGUCCGACCACGACCAGCCAGCAACGAGAUUCAUGUCUUACACACAAUUCGUUCACCUUGCCCACGAGCAGAUCAUCUAUUUGCCCCGGAGUGCGGUGCAGGAGGAUCUGACCGCCCUGCCAUGGAGCGGCUCCAUCCACCGAAUGUGGGCAGACCUCGUCAAGACACUCAAGCAGGCCGCCGCCACAACCGCCACCCUUCAGGCCGGCGGCAAGACACAGACCAGCGCCCCCGGCGGACAGCCGGACGACAAGCGUGCGGGCGGCAAUCUUGCUCACUUUGAGAAGGGGCCGUGGUGGGUGUUUGGCAUUGCUGACGACGCCAUCCAGCAGCACCUAAGCAGCGACAAGGGGACCACCACCAGUGGGCUGGGGGAAGUGCUGGGCUGUGGGGAGGGAUCGGGGCCAAGCUUCGAAGGUCGGUAAAAUGCUCUUUUGAAGCCCACCUUACUAAGGGAGGGAGGGAGUAUCGUGUCUCUCUGUGCGUGUCAUUAAAUGGGGCGUGUUAAUUAAGAGUACGGGAAAUAUCUUGGAUACGACCCUGCCCGCGACGAGAUGCUGCGGUGGGUGGUGGAGGUUAUGAUGAAGGAGCCGCUACCCAACCACCUGCAGCAAAACAUCGUGGACGGACUGGUAAGUUAGACACCACACCCCUUUGAAGGAUCCAUUCGCACACCGCCCCGCCCAUGGGACCACUGGUGCCAUGUGGUGUGGUGUGCUGCUUUGUCUGUGUGCAGGUGUACUGGGUCGACACGCGCAAGAAUGAGAGCACCUGGAAGCACCCACACGCCGACAAAUACAAGUGAGCACAUAGGCUGGCUGAGAGCCAUCCACUCUUCUGUCUGUUGUUCACCGGGCUGUUUGUUUCUGUAUGUACUUAUUUCUCUGUCAGGGAGUUGUUGGACGCGGGUCGGCGGGACCGCCCGGUGCCCCACUGGCGGUCCAUCGCCGCCUUUCAGAUCAAAAUGCUCAUGCACAAAGUCAUCAGAGAAGAGUGAGCAGCCAGCCAUCCAUCCAUCCAUCCAUCCCCCAUGGACAGCCGACACCAACCGCAUGUGUCUCUUGGCCCACUGAAGGGAUGAGGAGGUUGCGGCGUGUCUUGACGGCGGCGGCCGGCCCCCACGGCUGCUGUCUCUCGCUGACUGCUACACGACCAUCAAGGUGAGUCGGUCGGUGGUCGGGUGGGUGGGUGGGAUGGAGGGAGGGAGGGAUAGAGGGAGGGAGGCAGCCUGCUUGCUUUGCCUGCGGUGUGUUGCGAUCGAUGGCCAUAUAUAGGAUUUGGCUCGCAUCUAUGAGGUCGAUCUGAAGGCAGAGCCAUUCCUGGUCGGUUCCACAAGGGUUAAGCUAAGGGGUCUGUCUGUCUGUCUGUGUCUCCAUCAUCAUCAUCAUCAUCGCUCUCUGUGCUGUGUGUGCCCAGGCUCAUGUGUUGCGCAAGGCUGCCCGCUACUUCUACCACACCGCCCGCAGACACGAGGUAUGUUCUGUGGGCAAAGGACGUGCAGGCAUCAGUGGACGCAUACAUACCCGUGUGAUGUGCCUGGCCCUUGCUCAUUUGCACAUUCUACUUUCAGGAGGUGCAUGAUGUCAGCGACUUCUAUGCGCUCGUCCAGGUCUGCCUCGUCGGAUGGAUGGAUGGAUGGAUGGACAAAACAAGGGGGACAGGAAUGGCAUCGCUGCUCUUCCCUCUGUCUGUCUGUCUGUCUGUGUGCAGCGAUACCGCGAUGUCGUCCAAAGUUUCGUCCAGCAGCAGGAGACAGGUGGGUGAGUCGGUGGGCAGGCGCCUCGACGCGAUGCGGUGCGUGUGUAUUUUCGUCUGUGCGUGUGUGCAUGGCGCCCGUAUGGUAGAUCAGGAGUUGGUCCGCAACCUCCUGCGCUGUGUGGAGUGUCGGCGCGAGAAGGCCACUGUGUUCUGCGACAAAAGUGAGGACCUCCUCUGCCAAAGAUGCUACGAGGCCACACACAGCAAGGGACACAGAAGCCAACAUUACAUCACGCAGGUCGGUUGGCGACGGUCUCUCGAUGUCUCUGUGUGUGGGGUCUGGUGGAAAGGUGUGUUUGUGUGUGUGUGUUUGUGUGUAGGUUGAGUUUGAGAUGUGUGUUGAGUGUGGGCAGCAGGUGGCGGUGUUCCACUGCACCAGCUGCAGGGACAGCUUCUGCAGGAACUGCUUCGAGCUGCUGCACAUGAAGGGCGGUACGUCAGCCACCACACAAUCACACUAACACUAACACCAGACAGACAGACACCCAGAGGGUGUGUGCAGGCCGCAGAGGGCACGUGCCGAUCAUACUGCGGGCACUCAACGCCUCCAAGGCCUUCCUGCCCAACAGACAAGGUCCCCAAACCCCACUUGUUGAUUGGAUGGGAUGGCUGCUUAUUUGUGCGUCAUUGUGUUUAGGUGGUAUGGUGUCUCUGCCCGCCUCGAUGCGCCGCGCGAGCCCUCUGAAGGCCACGGCAGAGGCCGCGCACGUCCUCGCCAAAGUAAGCCACUCAGCCAAAAGAGACAGACAACCCAUCAUCAAGAGAAGCUCAGCUCUGUCGCUCGCUCUCUCUCUCUCCCUCCCUCUCUCUCUCUCUCUCUCUCUCGGGGUGUGUGUGUGUGUGUUGUGUGUUUUGAUCAAUCAGGUGCGAAGCCAUUGGGUUCAGUUUGAGGACCGGCUGGGCCUCCCCGUCUUCUACAACCUCAUGACAGACGAGGCGCGAAGGUCAGUCACAAAGCGCAGCGCACACCCACGCCAACACACCCGCAAAGGACGGACGGACAUGUGCCUGCGUGUGGUGCAGGGACAUCCCCGCGAGCAUGUUGAACGAGCCUCUCGAGUGGGUGGUGGGCGACCUCUCCUACGCCUUCGACCAGAAGGAGCCGCCACAGAGAAGCUGGGAUGGCUACUCGGUGUCUGCGCCCUGGGUGAGCAUUCUGGAGGGCAGGAAAGAGAGACGACAGCUGUCAAGUGGGGUCAUCGCUGCCGCACUGAGACACGGCGGCAAACAGUCCCCCGCUGCUGCUGGCGUGCACUGAGGGAGGGAGGGAGGGAGGGAGGGAGAGGGGGGUUUGCUGGCUUCGUUCGCUUGUGUGUGUCUUUCUUGUUUGCUGGAGGGUGGUCCCGCGUGUGAUGUGUUGUGUUGUGUUGUGUUGAGGGGGUGCGCCUCUCCAUGCUUCUUUGAUGCUUAGGACAUUUCUUGGACGGACGAGAUGAAUUGGUGAAUGGCCAAAUGAAUUGGUGAAUGGGG